Cygnus atratus (black swan) is the source of this 1161-nucleotide messenger RNA. It is a transcript of the gene CAMKV, whose product is annotated as CaM kinase like vesicle associated. Lineage: Eukaryota; Metazoa; Chordata; Aves; Anseriformes; Anatidae. Gene Ontology annotation, cellular component: intracellular anatomical structure. The transcript has 10 exons. Gene Ontology annotation, biological process: peptidyl-serine phosphorylation. The coding region runs from base 7 to 1161 and encodes 384 amino acids. Gene Ontology annotation, molecular function: calmodulin binding; calcium/calmodulin-dependent protein kinase activity; ATP binding. The record is from RefSeq and is a predicted model, not a curated record.
CCUGCAAUGCCGUUUGGCUGCGUGACGCUGGGGGACAAGAAAGAUUAUAACCAGCCGUCCGAGGUGACCGACAGAUAUGACCUGGGCCAGGUCAUCAAAACGGAGGAGUUCUGCGAAAUCUUCCGGGCGAAGGAGAAGACGUCGGGCAAGCUGUACACCUGCAAGAAGUUUCUGAAGCGGGACGGGCGCAAGGUGCGGAAGGCGGCCAAGAACGAGAUCAUCAUCCUCAAAAUGGUGAAGCACCCCAACAUCCUGCAGCUGGUGGACGUCUACAUCACCCGCAAGGAGUACUUCAUCUUCCUGGAGCUGGCCACAGGCCGGGAGGUCUUCGACUGGAUCCUGGACCAGGGCUACUACUCGGAGAAGGACACCAGCAACGUCAUCCGGCAGGUGCUGGAGGCCGUCGCCUACCUGCACUCGCUCAAGAUCGUGCACAGGAACCUCAAGCUGGAGAACCUGGUGUACUACAACCGCCUGAAGAACUCCAAGAUCGUCAUCAGCGACUUCCACCUGGCCAAGCUGGAGAAUGGCCUCAUCAAGGAGCCCUGCGGCACCCCCGAGUACCUGGCUCCGGAGGUGGUGGGGCGGCAGCGGUACGGGCGGCCGGUGGACUGCUGGGCUAUCGGCGUCAUCAUGUACAUCCUCCUCUCGGGGAACCCCCCGUUCUACGAGGAGGCGGACGAGGAUGACUACGAGAACCACGACAAGAACCUCUUCCGCAAAAUCCUGGCCGGGGACUACGAGUUCGACCCGCCCUACUGGGACGAUAUCUCGCAGGCGGCCAAGGAGCUGGUGACGCGGCUGAUGGAGGUAGAGCAGGACCAGCGGAUCACGGCAGAGGAGGCCAUCUCCCACGAGUGGAUCUCCGGCAACGCUGCCUCCGAUAAGAACAUCAAGGACGGCGUCUGCGCCCAGAUCGAGAAGAACUUUGCCAGGGCCAAGUGGAAGAAAGCCGUGAGGGUGACCACGCUCAUGAAGCGCCUGCGGGCGCCUGAGCAGACGGAGCCAGCCGCCGCCGCUGCUUCCACCGCCGCCGCCGCCACGGACGCCGCGGCCCCCCCGGCCCCCCCCACGCCGCCCGCCGCCACCAGCCCGGCCCCCGCCACGUGUAACGGGGACAGCGACGCCGCCGCCGAGGCCCCGAAGGAGCCGAGCGGCUGA